Molecule: messenger RNA, 1086 nt
Organism: Drosophila rhopaloa
Lineage: Eukaryota; Metazoa; Arthropoda; Insecta; Diptera; Drosophilidae
Product: farnesol dehydrogenase-like
Exons: 2
Coding region: 47-799 (250 amino acids)
Source: RefSeq, a predicted model, not a curated record
UCCAAUCCGAAGGUCUUACGUUGAAAUAAAUACAAUAUCGGUUGAAAUGGAUCGUUGGUUGAAUCGCGUUGCCGUUGUUACAGGCGCCAGUUCUGGCAUCGGCUCGGCCUGCUGCAAGGACCUGGUGGCCAAGGGCAUGGUUGUCGUGGGAUUGGCCCGUCGGGAGGAGCGUUUGAAGCAGCUGAAGGAAUCUUUGCCAGCAGAUCAACAGGCUCGCUUCCAUGGCCACAAGUGUGACGUCAGCGUGGAGCAGCAGGUGGUCGACGCUUUCGCCUGGGUGGAAGAGGCCCUCGGAGGAGCGGACGUAUUGGUUAAUAAUGCGGGAAUUAUCACCGGCUCUCUGCUUACGGAUGAAGGCAACGGCGCUGACGUGCGUUCCGUUCUGGACACCAACGUCCUGGGAUUCGUCUGGUGCGCUAGAGAGGCUUUUAAAUCGCAGCAGAAGCGCGAUGUCACUGACGGCCAUGUGGUGGUUAUCAACAGCGUUGUGGGCCACAAAAUUCCUCACAUACCUGGAUUUAACUUCAAGAUGUAUGCUCCAUCCAAGUUCGCUGUCACCGCUAUGGUGGAGAUCCUGCGACAGGAGUUCCAGCUGAAGAAUACACAGACAAAGAUUACUAGCAUUAGUCCCGGAGCCGUCGACACAGAGAUCGUUGAUGAAAAAAUCAAGGAGAUAAUGCCAAACUUCCCAAUGUUGCGUGCCGAGGAUGUUGCCGAUGCAGUUUCCUAUUGUAUCCAGACUCCUCCCAAUGUGCAGAUCCAUGAGCUGACCAUCAAACCAAUCGGUGAAGCGUUUUAGAUGAUACUUUAACGGAAUUGGACUUUUUAAGAACUCCAACGCGAGUAAUAUCACUAACCAUACAACAUAUGUUGUAUGGUUAGUGGUAAUAUGCAUCAUGAGUAUGAGAAUGGAAAGUGGAUACCACGCCAAUACACGGAUUGAUGUAAAUAAAAAACUAAGCUUGUAUACACACAGAAAAUAAACAAAGAUAUUACCAAUGUCGAAACAUUUGAUUGGCAUAAACACUCAUUGAUUUUCAGUAUUUCCUUGUAGAGUUAAUAAAUAGCUAUAGUUUUCAAUUGCAA